AUGGAAAAUGUUUCAACAAUUUUCGUGUUUUUUCUUUCAGGUUUGAAUGAAACAAGUCGGACUCACAGAUCAGCUCUUUUCUUCUUCUGUUUGCUGUGUUACUGCAUAACCAUCCUUGCAAAUGUUUCUCUCAUUCUAAUCAUCGUUUUGGACAAAACAUUACAUGAACCAAUGUAUAUUCUACUCUGUGCUUUUUGCUUCAAUGCACUCUAUGGAACAACAGGUUUCUAUCCUAAAUUUCUGUGGGAUCUGCUCUCUCCUGUUCAUAUCAUCUCUUAUUCAGGGUGCCUUUUUCAAACUCAGGUGUUUUACUCCUUUGCCUUCAGCGAUUUCUCAAUCCUUGCCUUCAUGGCAUAUGAUCGGUAUCUGGCUAUUUGUCAUCCACUGGAUUACCAUUCUAUCAUGUCAAUGAAAAGAGUGAUUUGGAUGACAUGCUCUCUUUGGUUAACAUCCUUUUUUAUUAUUGGAGUAAACAGCCUUCUGACAUUUAGACUGAAGCUAUGCAGUCCAUACAUAAACAGACUUUUCUGCGUAAACUGGAGCAUCGUAUCACUGGCAUGUUUUCCUAAAGAAACCUCAAUUAAUGGCAUUGUUGGAAACAUUACAAUAAUAAUUUUUAUAUUUCUUGGCUUUUACAUUGUUUGGUCUUACAUGUAUAUCAUCAAAAUAUGUUACAAUUCAAUAGAAAAGAGGGCAAAAUUCAUGCAAACCUGUUUACCGCAUUUAAUUUCCUUAUCUGCCUGUAUUAUGACUAUACUGAUUGAUAUCAUUAAUAAUCGACAUAGUUUUAAAUAUUUACCGCAGGCUUUGCAGAAUUUUAUAGCAAUGGAGUUUCUUGUUGUUCCUCCCCUCAUGAAUCCGCUCAUUUAUGGCUUCAAGUUGACGAAAAUUAGAAGAAGAAUUAUUGAUUUUCUUACUAUGAAAUAUAUUUGAAUUUAAGCAGAUUUUUCAGAUGAAAUAAUAAGCAGAAGGUCCAUAAACAUAGCAUUUGCCCCUAUUCUUGCCCUUAUUUAUUCUUCAAUGUUUGUUUUUUUUCAAUACCAAUAUUGAUUUUAAUUAUUGAUGGAAAAUAUCAA
Molecule: messenger RNA, 1076 nt
Organism: Cyprinodon tularosa
Lineage: Eukaryota; Metazoa; Chordata; Actinopteri; Cyprinodontiformes; Cyprinodontidae
Product: olfactory receptor 1D2-like
Exons: 1
Coding region: 1-933 (310 amino acids)
Biological process (GO): G protein-coupled receptor signaling pathway
Cellular component (GO): membrane
Molecular function (GO): G protein-coupled receptor activity; olfactory receptor activity
Source: RefSeq, a predicted model, not a curated record